Lagopus leucura (white-tailed ptarmigan) is the source of this 1633-nucleotide messenger RNA. RefSeq names its product Bcl2 modifying factor (gene BMF). The coding region runs from base 232 to 813 and encodes 193 amino acids. NCBI's taxonomy places the organism in Eukaryota, Metazoa, Chordata, Aves, Galliformes, Phasianidae. Gene Ontology annotation, biological process: negative regulation of autophagy; positive regulation of apoptotic process; apoptotic process. The transcript is spliced from 5 exons. Gene Ontology annotation, cellular component: myosin complex. The record is from RefSeq and is a predicted model, not a curated record.
GACGGUUCGGCUGCUGGGGCGCCCCCGUCCCCGCGGGACGCCCGGCCCGGCCCGCUCGGCGGCUUGAAAUUCCUCUUGCUAGUCUUCCAUUCUGUUAAAUGCUUCGCAAACCAGAGCAAAGGAAGAGACGUGAAGAGUUGAAUUUCACUGCCUUGUUUGGAACUGGGUGGAAAUCCUGGAGAUGGAUCUCUUAGGAGACUGUCUUCCAAUGGGGUUAGAUGCACAGGAGCAAUGGAUCGCCCCAGAUACCUGGAAGAGGACUAUUCUAGCCUGGAUGGGCUGGACGAUGACGUGUUUCACUCUGAUGACUUUGGACUUGCAGGUCAGCCUGGUGAGAUGACUGCAACUGGCAUUUUCACACAGAACCAGUCCUACAGCUGCCUUCUGGGGAGGUUUCAACUAUUUCCCCUCACACACUGCUGUGGUCCCGGUGUCAGGCAUCCUGAGCAGCAGGACAAGGCAACUCAAACACUCAGCCCGUCCUCUUCCAGUCAGGAUGUUAUGUUGCCUUGUGGAGUCACUGAAGAGCCCCGGAGACUCUUCUAUGGGAAUGCUGGUUACCGCUUACAUGUCCCCCCAGUUGGCUUUGCAUUGGAUCCAGAUCUCCAAGAAGAGCCUCAGGAAGGUCAGCGGGAGGCGCGUACUGAGGUGCAGAUUGCACGGAAGUUGCAGUGCAUUGCAGACCAGUUCCACCGGCUCCACAUACAGCGGCAUCAGCAGAACAGAAAUCAAGUGUGGUGGCAGCUUUUUCUCUUUCUACACAACUUGGCCUUAAAUGUGGAGGCGAACAGGAACCGCACUGGGCAGAGGUGAGCUUCACCCACCUGUUUCAGGCCACAUCCAGUCUGCAGGGAGCACUGAACAAACACUGGUUCGGGGGAGAGACAUGCACACCGCCGGCCGGAUGUGAGGACUCUGAAAUUCUUAUACUCGUCUUCAAGUUUGGGGUUUUAUGGACUCUUCUUUGCUGCUCCCUGCCUUGUGAGGUGGGGAGCUCUUGUCCAACACUGUCGAAGGAAAGCCAGAAUGUGGAUGUGUUUGGUAAAGCUUGCUGCUGGUUCCCCGCACCGAUAACCUCUGUGCAGGAGAGGCAGGUAUUAGGCUAACAGUUUCCUCUGCCCUGUGUGUCACUCAGUGAUAGAGUGCAGGAGAGUCAUUUUGACUGCUAGUUAAAAAGGAUGUCUGAGGACUAAUGACUUUGAACAUCAAACGUACUUUGGGAAUCUUCACAAGCAGAGAUGAUUCCUCCAUGAUGAAAGUUCUUUUUAACAACGAAAACAUUUCAGUAGCUUAUAUUCAGCAGGUUACUUGUUUUCUGAAUGGAUUUAUUUCUUUGCAUCUUAAGUGAGGGAAAAUCACAAAGAAAUACAAUCUCCUCAAUCUUUCCAUUGGGCACCAGUUGCAGCUCUCUCAUAUGAAGUUAUUCUUUGUCAUUGCUGCCAAUACACCAAACUGUUUCAGUAGAAUGUUCUUGAAAACAUUCCUGGAGUUAUUGGUGACUAUUAACUUCUGUCCCUCUUCACUUCCAAUUGAGUACUCACAAUACCCAUAAGCCAGCAUGAAACUAAAACCAUGGAAUAUGACACAUGUCAUUUUUUCUACAAUGCUAUUGUAAAUGCUUUUAUUAGUUUUA